ACAGAUUGGAGAGAGUGCGAAAAGGGGUAAAUGAUGCAUCAAAACAAGUAUGUUGACAAGUGGUUCACGAUGUCUUCUAGUUAUAAGAACGUGUUUUGGAUAAAAUAUACGUUUUAUUUUUAUUUUAGUUUAUGAUGUCUUGGUAACUAAAUUAAAAUCUAAAAGAAAUGUUUUCUAUUAUUGCUCAUCGUGGAAAAUCUACAUUAUGGAUAAGAACUUUCUUAAGGUCUCAUUCAACAAAACUAACCUAUGCGCAAAGCACUUGUCCUCAGGAAUUUGCUUUGGAAAACUAUAAUUGCAUAGGUUUUGAUUUAGAUCAUACUCUAUGCAGAUACAAGUUGAAACCUUUAUUCCAGUUGAUUUAUAAAUCAUUAACCUCUUUCUUGAUUGAAAAGUAUGAAUAUCCCAAGUCACUGGCUGAACUGUCUGAGACUGAUCUUUCUUUUGCACAGAAAGGAAUUGUUUUAGACAAACGUAGAGGGAAUUUCUUGAAAUUAGAUGGCCUAUACAGAAUCGUUAAAGCUAGCCAUGGAACACGUCUCAUGUCUCCUGAAGAGAUCAUUCAAACAUAUGGUCCAUCAAGGAUCUGGGAAGAAUCUAAGGGUAUUCCUCAUAAGUUGGUUGAAAGCAGGGCUUUAGAAGAACCAUUUUAUGUUUUCAAAGAUUAUUUUGUCACUCCUGGAGCAGUCAUAUGUGCUAAAGUUGUAGAUAUUCUAGAUGAGCGUGAGGGCAAAAGAUUAGAAGAAUAUGAUUUUUGGAAUCAAUAUAUUGAAGGUAUAUUUUAUAUGUAUGAGAGAAGCAAUUUCAGAAAUAAUAGUGGAAGGUUUUUUCCAGAGUUAAUAAAAAACCCAGAUUCGUAUUUGCAACCGUGUCCUGAGAGCGUUAAGAAAUGGUUAGAAAACAUUUGCCAAAACAAAGUGACAUUCUUGCUUACAAGUGCCAAUUACGACUCGGCUGAGUUUGUGGCCAAGCAGUGUCUUGGAGGGGACUGGCAAAAAUAUUUUGAUAUUGUCAUCACUUUUGCUAAGAAGCCUGGUUUCUUCUGGAAAAAAAAACCUUUCUGUCUAGUGGAUGGUAACAAUGAAAUCGGAGAUAUAAAACCUAAAGAUAUGAAAUCUCACUUGGUCUAUUCUCAAGGUAAUUUCAAAGAACUGCAAGAAGUUUGUGCAAUCCUCAGUAAAACUGAAUGUCCAAAAACUUUGUACUUUGGUGAUUCAUUGAUUGAAGAUGUCUAUGCUGCAUCAGAAGUUGCUGGCUGUGACACUGUAGCAAUUGUUGAAGAAAUGCUAGCUGAAGGCAUUGUUGAUUUUCCUCACAAACAUCCAGAAUCACAGACAUUGACAUCUACGUUCUGGGGCUCAUUUUUCAGCAAUAAAAUUGCUAGUGGUAAUCAGGGAGAUGAUUUAAGUUUAUGGGCCCAUUUACUCUCCCAACAUAGUAAAUUGACUGUUCCAAAUCUUGAAAGCUUGGCUGGUCUUCAAAUGCAGGAUAAAAUAGCCAGUUUUGGAGGAGAUGCUUCAACAUCUGGCUAUUUUCCUGGUGUUCCUAAAUCUUUGUCUACUUGUUAAGAAUCGUCUUUGCACCUACAUGUGAUCUAUUUGGGCUUCCUCAUAAUUUGUUGUUGUUGCAGAAUUUUAAUUGCCUUCAUAAAAGAGAUAUUAAUAAAAAGUAUUUCGCUAUUUAUCCUUAGCAGUCUGCUGCUUUCUCUUUUUACCAAAAGGUUGCAGACUGCUAAGUUUCUCAAAGUUUAUAUAUACACUGAAAAAAAAAGGAAGUAUUUGUAAUGUGAAGGUCCUUAUUUUAGUUGGUUAAUAUAUCUGUAUUAUUAUUCCACUGAUUUUUUUUUUUUGGAGUAGUUUUUAGUAUUGGGCAGAAAUUUUAUUUCUAUAGGAGCAAGUAAUUAAAAUCUUUUAUGCAUGUUGCUUUUACUAAAGACAAUAAAUUUGUCUAUAUUAUCAUUGUAAUAUAGGAGUGCCGAUUAUUCAUUAAGGUAGAAUUAAAAUAAAGUAUUGUUUGUUAGAGAAUAUAUUUGCCAUUGGUUUAAAAAUGUCACAUUUUCUCCUCAAACAUGUGUAUAACAUGUUUAACAAAGAACAUGCGUAUAAUUUAUAUAAAUUAAAUAAAUAGAAUAUUGUAGAAAUUCUGUUGCUCCAAUAUCAGUGAAAAUAAAUUAUAGUGAGGUAAAUGUUAAUUUGAUAAGUGCAUCAGCUUAAAUUGCAGGGAUUUUAGAAUAUAUUCUUCGUAAUAUAUAAGGUGUUACUGGCUGUUAAAACUUUAUAAUUGUGCCUAGAAACGUGUUUAUUUAUAUCUCCUUUGUUUUGUAUAUUAUAAAUGUGCGUUAUGCAAAAUUUAGUAUAGUUCAUUAAAAAUACUAAAAGAGUUGGUAAAUGAUUUAUUAGCAGGUAAAAAAAAUUGAAAACUGUAAUUUUCACUUUAACUAAGUUUCAUAUGAUUCUUUUCCUUCAAUACUUAUUUUCUUUCGUUCUUUCUUUCACUUCCCCCCCCCUCUUUUUUCUUACUCCCCCCCAUAACUUUGUACUAUUACUAAAAGUAUAUUUGAAUUGGAUUUUCUUAAACAAUCUUCUGUAUAUUUUGGUUUUGGAUUUAUAUUUUUCUACUUGAAACUAAUUCCUUUUACUAGACAUUUUUGAAACAAAAUUUUAAAUAUUAUGAUUGUUUAUUUUGUACAAUUCUGUGUACAUGAUGGUAGAUAAAAACAUGCAUUGAUCUAUAAAAGCAUAUCAAUUUGGCAUAAAAGAAAUAACACUUUCAAGUAUCCUAAAUAAUUUCUCAUUUUUAACCUAAUACAUUUUGUCUUGUUUGCUAUUAUAUAAUAUUUUUUUUUAACAAAUCUGAUUUUUUUUUAAAUAGUGGAGUUAUUCAAAAAUAUUCAGUAUUGUGAGUUUAAAAAAUACUUCAUUUAAAAAUAAAAUCAUCAGUAAUUAUUAAUGUUUUAUUUAUUCAACAGUGUAAAGUUUUUUUAUGCUAAAUUAUAUUUUUCUGAAUGUGCUUUAUACAAAAACAGAUUGUCCUAUUACUGCCAAAAUUAAUCAACAAUCUGUAAUAAAGACACGGUUUGAAGAAGACUUGCCAAUAUAUAGAAUAGCCAUUAAGAAAAUUACUCACAUAUGAGACAUCCAGUAAAAAGCUGAAUGACCAUAUCAUUGCAGAUAGUAUGUUGUUACCUGUGAAUCCCAUCUAUAUGUCCAAUUACAAAUAUCACAUGCAUGGAAUGCUCAGAAGGCUGCAACAUUACCUUUAUUCCACUAUCAGGAGAACUAAAAAAUCUGUUUACUUGGUCAGUAAUUUCUUAUGAUUAAGGCAAACCCAAUAUAUACAGAGAAUAAUCCUAAUUAAUAGACCCUUUAUUCUGAACAUGUGGGUGAAGGGGGAAAAAAUCGACAACUUCUUUGUUUUGUAUCAGAUGGGAAAUGUAAAACUAUUAUAAAAUAAUGAAUGAAAACUUAGUUGAAGGGAUAUAAUUUUAAUUAUUUUAUUUUUGAGCAAAUAUCGCCCAGUAUAUAUUAUCCAUCUGUUACCUGUAACUUAGGUGGAAAAUAUUUUUCACCCAUUGGUCCAUUUGGUGUGCAUCAAUAUUCAAAGCAUAAGUCCAAACUUCUGUUCUAACUAAUCUGUCGGGUUUUUUUUAAUUCAGUGUUUGAAUAAAGCAAAGUAUGAAUAAGAAUUAAUUAUGAAAUUGUAAACUUUCCAUUCUACUCGCAUCUUUAUGCUGGAUUUUACCAGAUGUCAAGGAAAUGAUAUCUGUCAUUUUAUGCUGAUUCAUUAUAUUCUUACUUCAGUACCAGUCUAGAAAUUAUUGCUAAUAUUUUAUUUCAACAUUUUUAAAAAAAUUAUUUUGUAUUUGGCAAUGUAUCUUUUUCUGUUUAGUAAAUCAUUAUUUGUUUCAAUUCAAUUUUAGUAGUUUUGAUUUGACUGCUCAUAAAUAUUAUGUAUAGAUAUGAUCCCACUGCAAGGAAGCAAAGGUUACCGAGAAAGAAAAUUGCAU
Messenger RNA from Argiope bruennichi, 4006 nucleotides. It is a transcript of the gene Nt5a, whose product is annotated as 5'-nucleotidase domain-containing protein 1-like. Lineage: Eukaryota; Metazoa; Arthropoda; Arachnida; Araneae; Araneidae. Bases 168 to 1568 code for a protein of 466 amino acids. The record is from RefSeq and is a predicted model, not a curated record. The transcript is spliced from 2 exons. Gene Ontology annotation, molecular function: 5'-nucleotidase activity.